AUGUUUCUAAUUGAUCUUGGAUCUGAGUUUUUCCUUAUUAAGUUCCAGAAAGAAGAGAAUCUGCAAACAGCCCUUCAUGGAGGUCCUUGGUUUGUCCUUAACCAUUUCCUAUCUGUGAGGCAAUGGGAAGCUAAGUUUAUUGCAUCCAACACUCAGCUAACGUAUUCUGCUAUAUGGGUACGUCUCCCUGAGCUACCUACUGUGUUUUAUGAUAUGGAAAUCCUUCAGCGAGUGGGAGCGAAAUUGGGUAAACUAUUAAAGGUUGAUAUAUGCACGACAACUACUUCUAGGGGCAGGUAUGCAAGAAUUUGCAUUGAGGUACCUCUUGAAAAACCUCUCAAGACACAUCUCCACAUUGGCAACCACAAACAAACAAUCCAAUAUGAAGGCCUUAACGUUCUUUGUACUGCAUGUGGUAGAUUUGGUCAUGCUUUAAUCCAUUGUACCUUUCAAACACAACCACUUCCCACAUCCCUCGUUACUAAAUCUUCUAGGCCUCAGUCUGCUUCAACGUCUUCUACAACUCACUAUAUUCCCCACCCUACAAGCAAUCAUCAAUCAGCUGAGUGGCAAACUGUUUCUUUUCCAAAAAGAAACAACAACCGACUACAAUAA
Nicotiana attenuata is the source of this 615-nucleotide messenger RNA. RefSeq lists its product as uncharacterized. The record is from RefSeq and is a predicted model, not a curated record. Lineage: Eukaryota; Viridiplantae; Streptophyta; Magnoliopsida; Solanales; Solanaceae. The transcript has a single exon. The coding region runs from base 1 to 615 and encodes 204 amino acids.